This is a messenger RNA of Pantherophis guttatus, 1893 nucleotides long. It is a transcript of the gene KHDRBS3, whose product is annotated as KH RNA binding domain containing, signal transduction associated 3. Lineage: Eukaryota; Metazoa; Chordata; Lepidosauria; Squamata; Colubridae. The record is from RefSeq and is a predicted model, not a curated record. Gene Ontology annotation, molecular function: mRNA binding. Gene Ontology annotation, biological process: regulation of alternative mRNA splicing, via spliceosome. Gene Ontology annotation, cellular component: nucleus.
UUCCGCCGUUGGCACGCUCAGUCGCGGUUUGCCGCCGGAGGGGCCGAUAUUGUGGUGUCGCUGGAGGCGUCGCUCCUUUGGAUCCGUGGCCUCGGGGACAACGAGCGCUUGUGUUUUUUUUUUUUGUCCGGGAAAGGAACUCGGCUCCUCGCCCCAAGGAGGAUUUACCGUCUGUGGACGCAGCCGUCCUGCUUGGGCUUUCUUCCCUUCCCGGCGUGUCGAAGCGAGUAGUCCGGUGGUCGCCCCCAGCAGGGCAGGCGGGCGGGCCAUGGAGGAAAAGUACCUGCCCGAGCUGAUGGCGGAGAAGGACUCCCUGGAUCCUUCCUUCACCCACGCGCUGCGACUGGUCAACCAAGAAAUCGAUAAGUUCCAGAAAGGAGAAGGCAAAGAAGAAGAAAAAUACAUCGAUGUAGUGAUUAAUAAAAAUAUGAAACUGGGACAAAAAGUAUUAAUUCCAGUAAAGCAAUUUCCUAAGUUCAACUUUGUGGGGAAACUUUUGGGCCCGCGCGGCAAUUCUCUGAAGCGCUUGCAAGAGGAGACAUUGACAAAAAUGUCCAUAUUGGGAAAAGGAUCCAUGAGGGAUAAAGCAAAGGAAGAAGAAUUGAGGAAAAGUGGAGAAGCAAAGUAUUUCCAUCUAAACGAUGAUCUGCAUGUUCUCAUCGAAGUGUUUGCCCCACCAGCUGAAGCCUAUGCCAGAAUGGGACACGCGCUGGAAGAAAUUAAGAAAUUUCUCAUUCCUGACUACAAUGACGAAAUCCGACAAGCGCAGUUGCAGGAAUUAACUUACUUGAAUGGCGGCUCAGAAAAUACUGAAGUUCCGGUAGUCCGUGGAAAGCCUCCCUUAAGGGCACGGGGAGGCCUAUCUCCUGCUUUGGCAAGGGCCCGUGGGGGUGUGCUGCCACCACCCUCCAGCAUUCCAAGAGGGGCACCAGCGCCCCGGGGAGUCCCCUCUGGCAGAGGUCCCGUCAGCCGCGGUCGUAGCCUUAUCGCUCCCAGAGCAAGAGGAGUUCUGCCAUCGGCAGGUUACCGACCUCUCCCGCCACUCCCGGUACAAGAUACCUACGGAGAAUACGAAUAUGAUGAUGGAUACGGCACUUCGUAUGAUGAACAGAGCUACGAUUCCUAUGAUAACAGCUAUAGCACUCCGGCACAAAGUGGUGGCGAUUACUAUGACUAUGCCCAUGGCUUGAACGAUGAGACGUACGAUUCUUACAGACAGGAAGACUGGACCAACGCAAGACACAAGGCUCCUUCGGCCAGGUCAACAAAAGGAAGCUACAGAGAGCAGCCAUAUGCAAGAUACUGAUUAUUCUGUCCGAUGUUGUGAAUUGCCCAAUCUCCACCAGUCCUGUAAACUGUUCAAAGUAAUUUUUUUCUAUGAACAAUCCCUUUUUAUUAAAAUCAAAGUGCUUAAUCUGAAUGGACGGACUGAGCUUAAUCUAUUUUUUGCUGACUGAAAAACCUGUACAGGAAGGAAGACAUGUGAAAUGAGCUUUCUUAUUUCUGGAUUGUAUUUGGGAGAGGGUGGGAGGGAAGGAAAAAAAAAAGGAAAAUAGGUGAUCAAAAAAAAAAAAAGAAAUACAAAAAGGAAAAAAAAAACAACCUUUAACUAGUGUUAAAAACAGCUAGGUUUACUAAACAUGUUAAUCUAUUAUUUUAACCUAAGCGUAACCUUUUAUUUUAAAGGUUUUCAACAAUUAAGUUCUUCUCUAGUUUUACCUUUCAACUAUUUUGCUAGUUUUUUCUCUUGCAAAACAUGCGUAAAAAAAAAAAAGGGAAAGAUCACAAAUGCAAAUAAUGUGGUAUUUUGUAAUUUGAGUCUUGAAAUGUUCUGUAGUGUUAAGCAAAGUUUAUUCUUGCUUGAUACUAAAUAAACUUUUGAAAGAAAAAUCA